UGGGGGUGUUUACAUGCAUAUACAUGCAUACCUUUUAUUUUCUCUCUCUCUCUCUCUCUCUCUCUCUCUCUCUCCUCUGAAAUUCUUUUCCUUUGUGCAAAACUCCUGCAAUCUAUCCUUUCAUGGCGUCGCAGGAGAAAUCUAGGCCUUUGCCAAAAUUCGGUGAGUGGGAUGUAAAUUAUCCGGCCUCAGCCGAUGGUUUCACAGUCAUAUUUGCCAAGGCUAGAGAUGACAAGAAAAGCAACGGAACUGCUGCAACCAUGGCGGCACCACCACCUCAGAGGAACGAUCAUCCGCAAAGACAAGAACAGAAGCAUCAGUAUCCUAUCGAGGGGACGAAGUGGUUUUGCUGUUGCUGAAACCCAGCUGCUUUUAAGAAGGGCACGAGACAGAGAAUGAAGAUGUGACAAGAAAAGAGGUGAGAGGUGAGAAACAGGAAAACAGCCAUACUUGGCUACAAGAUCUUGUGUGAUUGGAACCUCUUACUGGUUCUCUCACAUUGUGACUUGUACAUAAGUUCUUUUUCCGUUGACAUUGUUCAAUAGAGAAUGAAAGGGACAAUUUAGUUUUUUUUUUUUUUUUGAACAGCAGAAAAUUAAGGGUCUACAGAGAUUGGACGAGGUGUUUAUGAAAGUGAGGAUUAUGUAUUUUUCUUUCAAAUCUUCGGCUGUGAAAUUCGUAGAUUACCUUGCA
Molecule: messenger RNA, 693 nt
Organism: Rhododendron vialii
Lineage: Eukaryota; Viridiplantae; Streptophyta; Magnoliopsida; Ericales; Ericaceae
Product: protein NOI4-like
Exons: 3
Coding region: 123-359 (78 amino acids)
Source: RefSeq, a predicted model, not a curated record